GUCGUCUAGGCAACAUCACCCUAAACAUGAUGCAUUUCGUGUAUUUGUUUAACUAUGAAAUCUAUGUAGAUUAAAAUGUAUUGUUAUAUCAAUGUUUGUCAGUAUUUUAUAAAAUCUUGUAAAAUAUAUUUAAUGUAUAUAGCGAGUAAUGUUCACGAAGUAAAGUUUCUGUAAAUCUUUACUGUUUUUAACAAUUAGAUAUAACCUUUUUGCUUUUUAAUGCUAGUCGUCAAAUCACUAUGUUAUAUGUUAUUUAACUUACAAAAGUGUGAUACACUAUGCCUUUAUUUUCCAAUAAAUUUUCUCCGAAAAAAACACCGACUAGAAAGGCAUCAGUUUUCUUAGCAAACAAAAAUUUAAGCCCUAAAAGAAUAGAGAAAGAACUUGGUCCUGAAGUUGGUCCUAUACGCCUUCGCCUUGGAGAUCAGGAAGCUGUUUUUGAGGCUGGCCUAUGGAUUCCAGAAUCUGGCAAAGUGGGAGGUACUUUUAAAGAGAACGAAAAAUUAAAGAAAGAAAUAAGGCGAUUGGAAGAAGAGAAUAAUUUAUUAAAACUAAAGUUUGAUGUACUAUUAGAUAUGUUAACGCAAACAACUGCCGAGGCUCACUCACAAAGAGAAGAAUUGGAGAGAUUGAAAAAUAAUUUUUCUCAUAAUAGGAGAAUCGUCACUUAGUCUUAAGCAUUGUUGCUGACAUUUAAGGAAAUAAACAAUGACUAUAAAG
This is a messenger RNA of Cataglyphis hispanica, 720 nucleotides long. RefSeq names its product protein chibby homolog 1 (gene Cby). The coding region runs from base 279 to 671 and encodes 130 amino acids. NCBI's taxonomy places the organism in Eukaryota, Metazoa, Arthropoda, Insecta, Hymenoptera, Formicidae. The transcript has 3 exons. The record is from RefSeq and is a predicted model, not a curated record.